CACGGAUUUAGAUUGUUUUGAGAGAUGAGUUGAGGGCUCUGCUAGCUAAUAGUUAGCUACCAAUGUCUAAGUACUUUUUGGACCCAGCAUUCAUUAUAAUGCAGAAGCAAAAGGACGGGUGCAGGAGGGGUUCAAGGUCCAGCUGUUGAAUGUGUUGCAUGGUCGCUCUUCAUGAGGGCAACUGUAUAGGACAGGAUGCCAGAGAUGACCGAAACUCAAACACCUGGUCAUAAACCAAAAAGAAAGAAAAACAAAGAAUCUCACAAUGCAGAUGAGCGGCACAGAAAGGAGAAAAUUAAUGCAGGUAUUAAUCGUAUUGGAAACCUCUUGCCUUGUUGCCAGUCACUUAAACAGAGUAAGAACAUGAUAUUGGAUCAAGCAUUUCGCUACAUCACCGAACUGAAGAAGCAGAAUGAUGCUAUGCUACUGGAAGGUGGAGAUAAAGCCCAAGCGGAAGAGAUUCGUCGACUAAGGCGUCAGUUGGAAGAACUGAGGAAGAAGAGCGCUCACUACAUCGACCUCCUCAAAGCUCAUGAUAUAAAUUUUUUAGAGGACCCUACUAUUCACUGGAAAGGCAAGCAGCGCUGUGUCAAACUGACAAAAGUGACCCCCACUCACAAGCUUCAUAAGGGGAUUGUUGUCUAUUCCAAUGGCAACGCGAUGUGCCCAUCAGGAAAACAGGCUGGUCUUAGAAAGCAACCGUCUGAAACAUUAAUUGUACAGCCAGCGGUCGAGGCCAGAUUGAGGGUUAAUGGAACUCUGCUGCAAGUUGAUGCAUCUUCUUCCACUCCUGCACUUCUGCCUGGAUCAGCUGCCACACCCACUCAGUCUACACCGGGUUUGAGAGUGAUAGAGCAAUGUGUGGUAGAAGCAGCAACUGGAGGUCCAACUCUACCACCUUCUGUGUCUUACAUCACUCUCCAGAUCCCCGCUGCCACCACGGCUCUGCCGCAGCAAACACAGCCCGCUGCCCUUCAGACUCUCUCUAUAGCAGCUACGUCUGCCUCUCAGCUUUCCAUUGAAAGCCCUGCACUGCUUACACCCUUGCAGACAGUUACUUCAGAGGUUUGCUCUUCAGCAGCACAGGACGCUUGCAUCAGGACUGUAAGCUACUCUGCUGUUCCAAGCAGCCAGGCUCUUCUUAGGACAGGCGCUGCAGGCAGCACCCAGACUACAUGGACGACAUUGCAGAUGGCGGGGAACACAGUGCAACCAGUCUGUCAGAGUCUAACAUUUCCAGAGGUCAGUGCUAACACCAAGGCUGUCCAGCAGGUGACUGCAUGUCCAGCAAGUGGCAAUCCAUCCGUUCAUCCCGUUCAGAUUCAAAUGCAGCGACAUGUACCCAUUACAGCUCACCCUCAAGCACAGUCUUUCCCAAAAACAACACAAUCACAAGCAGCAGUUCUAAACCAGGUGCAGUCUCAGUCUGUUCUAGCUCCCCAACCUCAAUGUGCCCUUCUUCCCCAGUCAGCCAUAGUACCACAGCCAGCAGUGAUCGCUCAUCCAGCUGUUGUGUCACAGGUCCAGCCUACUGUUCUUCAACCAGCUUCAGUCGUCCCCCAUCCUCCAGCAACUCUUAUACCGCAACCACAGCCUCUCCCUCAACCAACCUUGGUGCAACAGCCACAAGCCACAGUUCUCCCUCUUCUCCAAACCAUGCAGGUGCUGCAGGUCAACCCUUCAGGAUCACCAGCAUCUCGAGUAACAGCUUCUCAAAAUGCAAACAACGCAAGUGUUGUAAUCCUGCAGCAGGCAGGUGCAUGUCCUGCCCAGCCAGUCCUGAGAGACGACUUGAACAAUCAGACGCCAUGUCAGCACAUUGUUAUUAUCCAAGCACCUAAUCAGGCUCCAUCUGGAACCCAGAAUCCUCAAAUUGGCAUUGCACCGGCUGCUGUACCUGCUGUGUCCACUCAAACAUCCACAGUCUGCACUUCUGUGUCUACCAAUACCUUACCAAGCGUCGGAGGCAAGCAGCUUGUGCACAUUCUGCCUCGUCCCGCCCAGCCUCAAGUCACCCAGCCUUCCUCUUCUCUGCCUGUUUCUACAACCCCACAGACUUUCACUGUGAAUGGUCAGGUAUUUGCCCUGCAGCCUAUGAAGUCUUCUGACAAAGUUAGCUCCCAGAGUGGGCAAGGUACCCUCCAACUAGUCCAGCCAACCACCACUGAGGAACCAACUACUAAUGUGGCUCUUAAAAGUUUAGGUGCCCUAAGCAGUCUCAACCAGAGCAUCUCUCAGGGUCUUCCUCUUAGCAUUUCUAGCCAAAGCAGUUGUCAACUUCCAUCUACUCCGUUAGAAGUAGUGCAGCAGAAGCAACAACCAAAGCCUCUUGCUGCAGCACCAAGUUCUGGAUCUGCACUUCAACAGCCUCCCCAAAAGCUACAAGUUCCUUGUGUGAAGACAGUCACACCAGGGAUUGUGGAUAAUUCCCCGAAGCGUCCUGGAAAGAGACUUCAUACGGCUUUAAGUACAAAGAGAGCAACAGCUAAAAGGACUAAACCUAUUAGAAGAAAAGAGCUUAAUCAGGUACAGCCAUGUGUCAUAGGAGAGACCCAAACGGCUCAGGUUGCAAAACCUGAAGUCAUACAGUCCACUGCUAUCAAAGUAAUUGACAAUUUACCAUCAUCUACAACAGUUUCCACAACUGGUAGUAGCAGGGAAGCAACAUCUAGUGCUCAAAACACAAUGGUGUGCAGUUCAUCAGAAAAUGAACUGCAAAAAACAUUGAGCCCAUCUCCACAUGAUAAAAGUUCUGUCACUUUAUCUCAGAGUGACUCAACAUUUACUCAAACAGACACCAGUACCAGCAGAACUACUGCUACAACUGUUAGUACAACAUUAGUCAGAACUUCAGGAAGCGAGACUUUGGCUGUUCAGAGUGUAACACUUGCAAGUUCUACCGUUAACUUGACUGCAACCAAACCGUCUGUUGUAGACAGUAAACAGGUCACUGCCAGUGCAGCAGUUUGCACAUUACAGCAUCAGUCAGCUACCACCCCGUCUGUUUCUAAGCAAAGCAGUUUAGUAGAUACUUCUGCUGCUGCCAGUGCAGUUGGGUACACGUCUGCCGCAGAUUCUGUCACAAGUUUGACUCCUGUGUCUACGAGUGGUCUUACAGCUUCUAUUUCUCCAAAUCCAACUACACGAACAGCGUAUUCAUGUCCAUCUCAAGCAUCUAAAGUCCCUGAACCAGUCACAUGUGCUAAACCUAGAUCUCAGCCCACCACUUUGCCCUCUGUGUCCACAGCAUUGUCAUCAUCUGCCUCAUUGUGUUCUGCUGCCCAAAGCUCUGUCACAACCUCAACAUCAAAUUCAGAGUUUAGGAAAAGGACCACCGCCCCAAGAGUUCCAUUACAACAAGUUGAGGAGACUCUGCCCACCCCAUCUUCAUGCCGACCUGCUGAAGUGAAGCCACCGCUGGCCAAUAGAAGUGAAAGAGAAGCUCUCGAAGGAAGACAUUCCUCUACUGUAGAGAAAGACGUUUUGGUUCCAGUGACAUCUGCCGUUGCUAAGAAAGACUUUCCCCUGUCGGAACAGCUGUACACUAACUUGGAUGAACAGGCUAUUGAACAUCCCAUGGCAUCAAAUAGACAGACAGAUUCUCCCUUGUCCACGGGUUCAGCCGGUGGCAGAGUAUUCUCUGUGGCAUCAAUGCUCCCCCAGGGCCACAGUCUUGGUGGUUCAACAAGCUCCUUUGGUCCAUUUACAUUCACUUCUGAGCAGGCUGAGAUGCUGGCUUUGGCCAUAUUAGAACAGGACAACUCUGGGAAGAGGACUAGUGGAUGCUCUGGGGACAACACCUCUUCCACUACCCCCACCACAGUCUCAUGGGAUCCAACUAAAACUCCAUCAACAUCUACUAGUAAAGAACAGGGUGCAAUUGAGCAGCAGACUAAAGCAAUUAAAUCCAUGGAUCCAGUAACAGUUAAACCUGUUUCUGACAUGUCUGUCAGAGGACAGAUCGUAGAGGGGGCUGUCGGCGUGCCAAAUGGUGGUAGACAUCCACAGAAUGUGACAUACUCUCAGUCGCAAUCUCUCUCUCAAAGCCAGACCCAUAGUUCAUCCCAGAGUGAAACAGGAGCCAGUCUUAGUAUUAACAAUCUGAUCAGAUCCAGCCAUCAGGGUUAUCCUGGUUCCCCUAGUAUUCUUGGCCAUCAGGGCUCUGUCUCUUCUCCAAUGGCAACCUCUGCUCACAUAUCCCAACCCAUAAACAACGCCAUAUCACCAUGUUCAGGAGCUGCCCAAGACAUUGAGUACAAGAAAAAUACUUUAAUGAGAGCACAACCUGGAGUGGGCAUGGUCGAUCGACAAGUAAAGAUUAUAUCAAAGCGGCCGGCCCAAGAAGAGGUCAUGUUAAACACUGGGAAAAGGCCAAAGCCUUGCCCUCCACCUGGUAAUACCGUAAAUCACAUUGAUGGGAAAGCACCAGACCACAGUCAGAUGAUGGUCCAGCUGCCAUCCACUUCAGCUGCUGUCACGCCGAGGAUUAUUUCGGAAAGUGGAGGCCCUCAUUUCUCCUCAAAUCCAUUCACAAGUCCGUCAGUUCGUCCUACGGACGGCCACUGUCCCCCCCAAGCAUCUGCUGAGCAGAACCAGUCAGUUCUCCACGUGCCUCAGAGUCACCCACAGCAUACCGGAAACCAGCCGAGUCAACACCUGGGAGGAAGUUUAUACAUGAAACAGCAGCAUGAACAGCAAAGACACCAUCUGUAUCAUUUGCAGCACCAGCUGACACAGCCAGACCCUGCACAGCGCCUCUCACUACACCAGAGGGCGCUCCAGCAACAAGAGCAGCAGCAGCAUGUCCAGAAGAAGCGGGGAAUCGUCCGGGGUAAUCAAACCGGCUCACCGGCUGGUCUGCAGCAGCAGAAGCAGCAUCACCUGGAAAAGUCUGGAGUCCCUCAGCACUCGCAUCAACAACAGAUUCAGCAUCAACAGCACACGCAGCAGCAGCCACAGCAACUGCAACAGCAGUCACACCAACAGUCACAACAGCACCAACAACCCACCCAACACCAACAGCCUCCCCAACACCAGCAGCACCAGCCGCAGGCGCACCAACAACCUCCUCAAGCGCAGCAUCAGCAGCACCAACAACUGCAGCAGCAGCAGCAGAGCUCUCACUCCAGACACUCACAGCACCUGCAGCAGCAGAUCCAGCAGCAGCAGCAGCAACACUUCAGACACCAGGAGAAGAGCUGUGAAGUCCAAGCAGCAGGAUCCAGGGGCCACCAUAGCAGCCACCUGGCUCAGCAGGACCACCUGAAGCCCGGCCAGGACCAUAAUGCUUUGCAGAGGAUGAUGAGUUCCAGGAGCCUGGAGCAGCAGCUCAUUUCUUCUCCCAGCAAUCCCGUGUCCCGUUCAUCUGAUCUGGGCUGUGCUUCAUCUCGCCAGGAACGCCACCGUGUGUCCAACUACUCUGCUGAGGCUCUCAUCGGUAAAUCAUCCACAAGCGGCGAGCAGCAGCGAAUGGCUCUCCAUCUUCAACCUGGUCGCAGCAGCGCUCAGGAGCAGCCAGACCUCCGCGGUUACUUGGACACACCCAGAGGGAAGAGCAGCAUCCCUCAUAACCCUCAGAACCGCCUUCCGUCUGACCAUCAAGGGCCCACGGAUGUUCAGCGCGUUUCUGAGUGUCCGCCCUUUAAGGUCAUGGGGGGUGGAGGAGGAACGCAUCAGCUCGGGGGUUUUGAGGCCCAGGUGUCUCGUGGAAAUGAAAUGGUAUCCAAGUCCGUUCCCCCCUCCCAAAGAGGCCCUCAGGGGCAACAGCAAGGGGGCUUCAGGAUGAGUGUCGGCCCUUCUGCAGAUAGUAGAAAUCGUGGGGGGUACACCGGGCCUCAUCUCGGGACGCAAGGGAUACAAGUUGGAGCGACGGCGCCACGUGAGCAAGAGAGCUGUCAUCAGAGCUUUAUGCAGAGCCUCUUGUCCCCCCACCUUCCUGAGCAGACCAACCACCAACGAACAGUGCAGUGCUGUCCCCCAGUUAGCAUGGAGUACAGCUGUGUGUCGGGGAGCUCUUCAAGAGACAUUCAGGCCAAGGCCUCCAGCCCCAGCGUUCCCCACUCUCAGAAGGCUCCAGCUAUGCGGCUUGCAGAGGGUCACAAAGGCCACAUUCCUCAGGUCAGUGGUAAUCUGCAUGCUGGACCAGGUGUGCGAGCAGGUGUCCCCCACCCUUCAGCCCCGCACAGCAGCUCUGAACCCGGCCGAUCCUCGGCUUCUUCCAGACCGCUCACCGCCGUCAGCCAUCACUCUCGUCAUAUCGCCAGGGACACUCAGUCUACCAAACCCAGACCCGGUGAGCGGCUCCGAUCGGGUCCCCUCAGAUCCACUAACCCCUUUGAGCCAGAGAGCCACCUCCCUCUGCCUUCUGGGGGUGGGGUGCUGCUGAGUCGUUCUCAAUCUGGUGGAGAGGCACGACGCAGCACUAUUGUACGUUUUAUGCCAGACGGAGCACAGGUUCCCAGCGACAACAAUCUAGUCGCUGAUCAACAUUUAGCACAAAAUUUUGGUUUCCCAUUCAUCUCUGAAGGAGGCAUGAAUCCUCCACCCCCCAUCAAUGCAAACUCCACCUUCAUCCCUCCUGUCAGCCAGCCAAACACCUCCCGGACACCGUCCCUUCUCCCCGUGGAGCCCCAAAACACUCUACCUUCCUUCUACCCCUCCUAUUCUCCAGCCGCUCACCCCAGCCUCUCCAGCGACGUCACUCUGCAGUACUUUCCUAACCAAAUGUUUACAAGUCCAAGUGCUGACAAGGGCAGCGCUCCUCCACUCAACAACCGCUUCAGCUCCAUCCUCUCCCCACCCCGCCCAGUGGGGUUUGCUCAGGCCAGCUUCCCUUUGCUUCCAGACAUCCCCCCCAUGCCCAUUGCCAAUUCUUCCUCCAUCACUCCUCACAUCUCCAACUUCAGUCUCACCUCUCUGUUUCCUGAAAUCGCCUCUGGCAUGUCCACCGAUGGCUCAGCCAUGCCGAUGUCUCCUCUGCUGUCUCUGCCCAACACCUCCUCUGCUGAUUCCAGCAAGCAGCCCAACCGGCCAGCUCAUAAUAUCAGUCACAUUCUGGGCCAUGACGGCAGCUCGGCUGUGUGAGACCUGCUUCCGUCAGAAAUUGGGUAAUUCUAGUAACAUUGAAAAAGCAGGUGCACUUAAUACAGUUUUUUAUUAUUAAAAAUAUUCAGUUUAAUGUGACUAUGAAACGUAGUUUAUUUCUAAGGAGACAAAAAAAUAUAUGUUGAAUUGUUGGUUAAACCAACAAGUGAUGAAAAUGAAGGUUUAGUACUUUUUGGUAUCUAGGGUCAUUUGAAAGCCUGCUGCACAGUUACUAAUGUAAAUUUACUAACUUAUCAGGUCGUACUGUACAGAAUCAUUUCCCCCCUAAGAGCUAUUUUGUAAAUACCAAUGUUUCAUAUGAAAUGUGUUAGAUUGUGUAUCUAUUUGUAAAUACAAAUUUGAUUAAUAAAGUUUAUAAGGAGACCUUUG
Messenger RNA from Oryzias melastigma (Indian medaka), 7473 nucleotides. Its product is annotated as basic helix-loop-helix domain-containing protein USF3. Bases 196 to 7083 code for a protein of 2295 amino acids. Gene Ontology annotation, molecular function: protein dimerization activity. The transcript has 7 exons. Lineage: Eukaryota; Metazoa; Chordata; Actinopteri; Beloniformes; Adrianichthyidae. The record is from RefSeq and is a predicted model, not a curated record.